AUGUUUAUUUCGUACUCGUCGGCGUACUUUGUGCGCAAGCCGUUGAGCGUGGUGAAGGCGCCGGUCAAGGAAGCGCUCGGGCUCACCACGGGGACGAUGGGGUUAAUCGACAGUGCGUUUUUGCUCACGUAUGCGCUGGGGCAGUUUGUGAUGCCUUCGAUUGGGGAUAAGAUUGGCGCGAAGGCGGUCAUCGUCGUCGGCGGCGUGGUGUCGUUUGCCUGUUGUCUCGCUUUUGGAUAUAUCUCGGUGCCGUACAUUCUCAUGGGGCUGUGGGCGUUGAAUGGUCUCGCGCAAGCCGCAUCGUAUCCGUUACACGUGAAGCUCCUCAAUCCGUGGUUCAGUUCGAAGGAGCGAGGAACGGCGAUGGGGAUUUGGGCGACGAGCCAACAAGUCGGCGCGACGCUGGCUACCGUUGCCACCGCAUUUUUAUUGGGUAAGGUUGGAUGGAGACUGUCGAUUAGUUUGCCGGCGACAUUCGCUUUGUGUACUGCGGCGCUCGUCGCCGCGAUGCAGCUCGAUCCGCCGUGGUUGCAAACGACGACGUAUAAGCAAGAAGCUUUGACGUCGACGAAGAAGCGCGCGGACAUCGAGCCGGCGUCCAAAAAUGUUUCCUUCAUGGAAAUUUUGGCCAUCCCUAGGUUAAAGAUGCUCAUGCUGUCCUACUUCUUCGUGAAGAUCGUUCGUUAUUGUUUGCUUUUCUGGUUGCCAUUUUAUUUAUCGCAAGAGUACAAGAUGUCCGUCGCCAUUGCUGGCUACAUGUCGUGCAUAUACGAUUUGGGCGGCGUACUGGGAGGACUCGCGUGCGGCAUUAUUGGUGACAAGUAUUUCGAAGGCAAGCGCACGGUGCUCGGCGCGUUGUCGUGCGCCUUGCUCACUUUUGCGAUCGGGGGCUACCAAACGGCAUGCAGCAUGGGAAUGCUCACCAACGCCAUCGUCAUGGGUCUCAUCGGUUUCUUAGUCGCCGGUCCCGACGCUAUGCUGGGUUCGACCGCAGUCUCUGACUGCUGCGAACAAGCGGGUUACGGCCAAGAAGUUCUCGGAACCGCAGCGGGUGUGGUGAACGGUAUGGGAUCAGUCGGCGCCGUGCUGCAAGGCGCGCUUACCGCGGUGAUCGCUGAAAAGUACGGAUGGGGCGCACUUUUCGUCACGCUCGCUGUUCUCAGCGCGCUUUCAAUCGUCACCAUGCUCGCAUCGACGAACCCCAAGUAUUUGGACGCUGACACGGACGAUGACGAGCGUAAAUCGACAGACGAGGGGGAGGUCGCUUAUGCGUAA
Ostreococcus lucimarinus CCE9901 is the source of this 1275-nucleotide messenger RNA. RefSeq names its product MFS family transporter: glycerol-3-phosphate. The transcript has a single exon. Bases 1 to 1275 code for a protein of 424 amino acids. Gene Ontology annotation, molecular function: transmembrane transporter activity. Gene Ontology annotation, biological process: transmembrane transport. The record is from RefSeq and is a predicted model, not a curated record. NCBI's taxonomy places the organism in Eukaryota, Viridiplantae, Chlorophyta, Mamiellophyceae, Mamiellales, Bathycoccaceae. Gene Ontology annotation, cellular component: membrane.